Rhinocladiella mackenziei CBS 650.93 is the source of this 1101-nucleotide messenger RNA. RefSeq lists its product as uncharacterized. The transcript has a single exon. Lineage: Eukaryota; Fungi; Ascomycota; Eurotiomycetes; Chaetothyriales; Herpotrichiellaceae. The record is from RefSeq and is a predicted model, not a curated record. Gene Ontology annotation, molecular function: hydrolase activity. Bases 1 to 1101 code for a protein of 366 amino acids.
AUGGCUACAUCAACUCUGCCGAAGAACACUGGCAACAACAACGAAGAAUUUCCCAUCAUAGACUCGCACAUUCACCUAUACGCCGCAACACACAUCCCAUCGCUAAACUGGACGGCCGAUCUACCCAGCACUCAUCCGUUGAAUAGACAAUACUCUACGAGCGAUUACUUGUCCGCAACAGAGGCCUAUUCUUCUGCGCUCCUAGGCUUCGUCUUUCUCGAAACAGAUCGCAAAUCCGGCCUGCACGAUGACCAAUGGACCGAUGCGCUCAACGAAGUUGAUUUCCUGGUUCGAGUUGCCCGGGGUGAACCGCGAGAAGGCGAAGGCCACGCCCCGGAAGACAAGAGGUUGGUGUUGGGGAUUGUACCCUGGGCACCCCUCCCCAACGGCAAGGACGGACUGGCGCGCUACAUCCUGCACGUCAAGCAGCACGCAGCGGAGAAAUGGGAUCUAAUUAAAGGGUUCCGGUAUCUCGUCCAAGAUAAACCCCCGGGCGUCAUGCUGCGGCCGGAGUUCAUCGAAGGACUGCGUGGGCUUGGGAAAAUCAAGCUCAGUUUCGAUCUUGGUGUUGACGCUCGGUCCGGCGGCAUGGGCCAGCUCCAAGAGGCGUGUGAGAUGAUGGAACGACUCUACUCUUCGACCGAGGAGGAUAAGAGUCAACUGACGAUGGUAAUCAACCAUCUUUGCAAACCAAACUUACGGCUCGCUGCCCCGGAGGCGCGAGGUGGCCAUCCCGACUUUACCAAGUGGAAAGAAUGCGUUUACCAAAUGGCCGGUUACAAGUCAACGUACAUGAAACUGUCGGGCAUGUUCUCUGAACUUCCAGAGCGGACCGCCGAUCAACCCACAGAGAUCUCGGCGCUUGUCGAGCAUACGAAACCCUGGGUCGAUGUUGUGUUUGACGCCUUUGGAUCCGAGAGGAUCAUGUUCGGCUCAGAUUGGCCCGUCUGCAAUGUGGGAGGGCCGGGGAUCGCAGCGUCAUGGAGAUAUUGGCACGCGCUUGUCGCUGCAAUUCUCGACGCCCAAGGCCUCACGGCGCAGGAAAAGGCCAUGGUCUGGUCAGGCACGGCGGUCAAAGCAUAUGGCAUCAAGAUAACUUGA